CCGAAGAAGUGCCGAACGCGCGGGCUGCUGAGUGCAGCUGCAGCAGCACAGUCGUCAUCUUCACUUUGGCCACCUCACCUACGCUGCAAGUCAGUGUGAUAUAUAGAUGCAAUUUGUUCAUGUGGCCGCCCUAUAAAUCCUCGCCCGGCCUCAUCAUCCCUCUUCGACAAGCUCUCAGCACAAACGCUCCUCUCGCUCCCUAGCUAGCUAGUCCCCUUUCGCCUGCAGAGCCCCCUGCACUAGGCACAGCUAGCUAGCUGCAGCUACAGCAAUGGUUUCCGCCGGGGUUCAUGGUGGCGGCGGCGACGGGCAGGAGGCGGUGGACUUCCGAGGCAACCCGGUGGACAAGUCGAGGACCGGAGGGUGGCUGGGCGCCGGGCUGAUCCUGGGCACGGAGCUGGCGGAGCGCGUGUGCGUCAUGGGCAUCUCCAUGAACCUGGUCACGUACCUCGUCGGCGAGCUUCACCUCUCCAACUCCAAGUCCGCCAACGUCGUCACCAACUUCAUGGGCACGCUCAACCUCCUCGCCCUCGUCGGCGGCUUCCUCGCCGACGCCAAGCUCGGCCGCUACCUCACCAUCGCCAUCUCCGCCACCGUCGCCGCCACCGGCGUGAGCUUGCUGACGGUGGACACGACGGUGCCGAGCAUGCGGCCGCCGGCGUGCGCGAACGCCCGCGGGCCGCGCGCGCACCAGGACUGCGUGCCGGCGACCGGCGGGCAGCUGGCGCUGCUGUACGCGGCGCUGUACACGGUCGCGGCGGGCGCCGGCGGGCUCAAGGCGAACGUGUCCGGGUUCGGGUCGGACCAGUUCGACGCGGGGGACCCGCGGGAGGAGCGCGCCAUGGUGUUCUUCUUCAACCGCUUCUACUUCUGCGUCAGCCUGGGCUCCCUGUUCGCGGUCACCGUGCUGGUGUACGUGCAGGACAACGUGGGCAGGUGCUGGGGCUACGGCGUCUCCGCCGUCGCCAUGCUGCUCGCCGUCGCCGUGCUCGUCGCCGGCACGCCCAGGUACCGGUACCGCCGCCCGCAGGGAAGCCCGCUCACGGUCAUCGGCCGGGUGCUCGCCACCGCGUGGAGGAAGAGGAGGUUGACGCUACCGGCGGACGCCGCCGAGCUCCACGGGUUCGCCGCCGCCAAGGUCGCCCAUACGGACAGGCUCAGGUGCCUUGACAAGGCGGCGAUCGUGGAGGCCGACCUGUCCGCGCCGGCGGGGAAGCAGCAGCAGCAGGCGAGCGCGCCGGCGUCGACGGUGACGGAGGUGGAGGAGGUGAAGAUGGUGGUGAAGCUGCUGCCCAUCUGGUCCACGUGCAUCCUCUUCUGGACGGUCUACUCCCAGAUGACCACCUUCUCGGUGGAGCAGGCCACGCGCAUGGACCGCCACCUCCGCCCGGGCUCCUCCUUCGCCGUCCCGGCGGGCUCCCUCUCCGUGUUCCUCUUCAUCUCCAUCCUGCUCUUCACCUCCCUCAACGAGCGCCUCCUGGUGCCGCUCGCCGCGCGCCUCACGGGCCGCCCGCAGGGGCUCACCUCGCUGCAGCGGGUCGGGACGGGGCUCGCGCUCUCCGUCGCCGCCAUGGCCGUCUCGGCGCUCGUCGAGAAGAAGCGGCGCGACGCGUCCAAUGGCCCCGGCCACGUCGCCAUCAGCGCCUUCUGGCUCGUCCCGCAGUUCUUCCUCGUCGGCGCCGGCGAGGCGUUCGCGUACGUGGGGCAGCUGGAGUUCUUCAUCCGGGAGGCGCCCGAGCGGAUGAAGUCCAUGAGCACCGGCCUGUUCCUCGUCACGCUCUCCAUGGGCUUCUUCCUCAGCAGCUUCCUCGUCUUCGCCGUCGACGCCGUCACCGGCGGCGCGUGGAUCCGGAACAACCUCGACCGCGGAAGGCUUGACCUCUUCUACUGGAUGCUCGCCGUGCUCGGGGUCGCAAACUUCGCCGUCUUCAUCGUCUUCGCCAGGCGGCACCAGUACAAGGCCAGCAACCUGCCGGCGGCGGUGGCGCCCGACGGCGCCGCCAGGAAGAAGGAGACGGACGACUUCGUCGCCGUGGCGGAGGCAGUCGAAGGAAUGGACGUGUAGGGCGAUCACAAUUGAUCGGUGCGUGCGUGUCGGUACUAGUGCUGCUCUGUAGUGUGGCUUAAUUUUUGCCUUUGGGUUUCUUUCGCUUGCCAGUUUUCAGUUUGCUGCUGCUUCGGCUUCGGCCUGCUCUCCUGUAAAUAACACAGGAGGCAUACGACUAUACGAGUUGUGGCGAAGUUUUAUCCAGUUAUUAGAUGAACAAGAUAUAGAAAUGGGCUUUUAGCGAGCGGACGCUAGACCGAGUGGCUAGCGCUUGACCGUGUCGCACCAUUGCGACCUAGGUUGGAGCCCCAUGGGAUGGAGGUGAAAAAAAAGAUAUCUCCUCAAGCACAGGUUUACCUUAAAAAAGGAACAUGGUUGACAUGGCAAUAAGGGAAGAGAAAUUGGCA
Sorghum bicolor (sorghum) is the source of this 2454-nucleotide messenger RNA. Its product is annotated as protein NRT1/ PTR FAMILY 6.4. The record is from RefSeq and is a predicted model, not a curated record. The coding region runs from base 272 to 2065 and encodes 597 amino acids. Gene Ontology annotation, molecular function: nitrate transmembrane transporter activity. Gene Ontology annotation, biological process: transmembrane transport; response to nitrate. The transcript is spliced from 4 exons. Lineage: Eukaryota; Viridiplantae; Streptophyta; Magnoliopsida; Poales; Poaceae. Gene Ontology annotation, cellular component: membrane.